AGGAAGUACAGUAUUUGGGAAAAAUUCACUAUAUGUAUUAAAGUAGUCAAAAGUUGUGCCCAAUAGAAAUGCAUGUUUAAUAAUGUAUUGGUUCACUUUGAUUUUAAAUAAGAAUGGAAUAUGUUUCUGAACACUUAUAUAUUAAUGUGGAUGCUACCAUGAUUAUAGAUAAUGAUGAAUGAAUCGUGAACACUGAUGAGUGAGAAAGUUUACAGAUGCACAAAUAUCAUACCCCCAAGACAUGCUAAUCACUCACCACUACAAUAACAGCUUACGUGUCUUUUUGCAGAGUAAGACUUUUUGUGGAAGGUACUAAGCUGCGUACAGACCCCCCGCUAUCAGGAAUUAAGAGUUCUCCACGUGGCCACCCUGUCCUGUAACCAAUGGCAACAUCGGUCCAGACCCUUCCUCUGAGCCGUGACCCCAGCAAGACAUUCCGUGACCCCUACUCAACCCCUACCCGGCCCACAGCCCUACUGGCCCGGUGCAGUAUGGGUAGUGUAGGCAGCCUAGUGGAGCGCCCGGACGCGUCCCCAGCUAAAGGCAGCCGGGCCGUGCCCCAGGUGGGACCCAGACAGACCAACAGGUUAUUAAAGAAAGGCUUCAACCAGAGAGAGCUGCUCAACUACCUCAACAUCACCAGGAAAGAGGCCAAAGCGGGUAGCGGCCCAGGCAGCAGUAGGAAGGACAUCUUCUCCAGCAUGCAGUCCAUGAAGAGAGAGCAUGGACAUGAGGAGGAACACAUCAAGCUCUACUACAAAGACGGAACUGAGGUGGACGUGUCAAAGAACUCCCUGCCAAUUGGAGGGAAAUAUGAGAAGUCUCGUCUCAGGCCGUCUGCCUUCAAGCCCGUCACACCCAAGAACUUCAGUUCCAUGCAGAACCUCUACCCUGCCAAGAUGGAGGACUCAGACCAGGGCCUGACCAACGGGCUCCACCGGGCCUACGCACACACACCUAGAGCUGUCUCCACCUCCUCUUCCUCCUCCUCACCCUCCCGCCACGGGGGACCCACCUCCAGCGGAACCAAGGCGGUGGCGUCAGUGCGUGGUCUGAGUCAGGAGGAUGAGAACCUGUCAGACUCUGGUCAUAACUCCAUGAACAGUCUUCCUCCAUACAGACCUCCCUUCAGACCACAGCUGGCUCACAUCAGUGCCUCCAUGGGCCACAUCAACUCCAUUGGCUCUCUGGACCGAGCAUCAAAGGUUGUGGGGUCGUCGGGGGUCGCCAUGGUGGAUAUGGCCAUGUCAUGUCAUAGCAUGGCAACGCUCAGCCGCCUGGCGCCAUACGGAGGGGAGGCUCCGCCCCCUUAUGAACUGUCACUCUCUGUAGAGGAGGUGGUGCGUGAUCUGGAGGAGAGGCUGGUGGAAAAGGAACAUGAGCUGAAACAGAUGAGGAGGAACCUGGAUGAGAGUGAAGGAGCCAUUGCGCAGGUGUUUGAAGGUAAACAGCGUCUGUGGGAGAAGGAGUUGGAGGAGUUGAAGCAUCUGUACACCGCCAAGCUGCGUCAGGUUUCCCAGCAUGCUCAGCAUUCAGACCGUGCACUGCAGCUGCAGCUGUACAAGGCCCAGCAGGAGAAGAACAGACUGCAGGAUGAACUGGAUGCUCUGACGGGGGGGAGACAGAGAGAGGGUCAGGGGAGUCUGAAGGGAACCAGCCCUACUCUGGAGGAGACUCAGUGGCAGGUGUGUCAGAAGUCGGGUGAGAUCUCGUUGUUGAAGCAACAGCUGCGUGAUUCCCAGGCGGAGGUGACCAGCAAGCUGUCAGAGCUGUUCCAGCUGAAGACCCAGCUGAGAGAGACCAGAGGAGAGCUGCAGAGCCGUGAUGGACAGAUAGACACGCUGCAGACAGCCCUACACGGUGCGCAACCACGACGACAGGGGAAAGGGGGAGUGGAGGAGAGUGGGACACUAGGGUCUCGAGGAUCAGGAGGGGCAUCAGGCUCUACAGAGGAGCGUCUGCGAGCAGAGCUGUUGUUAGAGCGUUGUCAGAGCGAGGCCCAGGCUACGGCCUUCGAGCAGGAGAGACAGACGUGGCAGACAGAGAAGGAGAAAGUCAUCUGCUACCAGAGAGAGCUGCAGGCCAGCUACCUGGAUAUGUACCACCACAACCAACUACUGGAGAGAGAACUAUACCUGCUCAGAGGAGAAGGAGGAACGCUGGAGAGGGAACUGCAAGAUGUGAGGGGAGGAAGAGGAGGAGAGAUGGGAGAUUACAGUAACGAGUCACUGGAAAGGGAAGUGCAGGAGGUUAGGAGAGGAAGAGGAGGAGGAGAGAGAGAAAGAGGAGAGGAAGACAGUAAACCUCCCCCUGGUCUUCCCUGGAUAGAGAGGAUAGAGUCGUCUGAGAUUUGACUGAGUGGACACUAGAAAGGGGGGGGCAUUCCAAACCAAUCACUCGCCCCCUCUUCCUAUCUCCUUGAUGAAGACUCAGGCUUCUUACAGACUUGAAAAGACAGUGGAGGUCCCAAUUCCAAAACAACUCUGCACUCCUACACUCCUUGACCUGUAUGAACUAGACUGAAUAGUGUGCAUGUAUAAUCAGCAAUACAAUGAUACACCCUCUCUGGUACUGUUUAUUGGAGGUUCCACUUCCUGUUUCAAUCCUGCAAUCAAUGAUAACUUCCUGUUUCAGUCCACAAAUCAAUGACAGCGUAUUAGAGUCGAGAACACUGUACAUUCGAUCAAGCACGACCCUGACCAAACCUCACUUUAGAGGGCUGCUUGUAUGUACAAAUGAUAAUAAUAAUAAUAGCCUAUUUGUAAAUGUUACUUAAUCUAAUUUAGUUCUGUGUGUAUGUAAUCAACCAGUGUGUUCCUCACAGCCGUUCUGUGGGCUCGUUGAAGUUCAGACACUGACUGGGGUAAAGUAAGGGUAGGCUGUGUCUCAAAUAGUACCCUGUAUAGUACACUACUUUUGACCAGGGUUCUGUAGUAGUAGUGCACUAUAUAUGGAAUAGGGUGCAGUUUCAGAUGCACCCUAGGACAUUGUUCAAAAGGAUCUAAAGGGAUGUAGGUUUUGUCCCGGUGAGGUGAGGUGUGGUGAGGUCUGGUGAAGUGAGGUGUGGUGUGGUGAGGUCUGGUGUGGAGAGGUGAGGUGUGGUGAGGUGAGGUGAGGUGUGGUGAGACAUUAUACGUUGUCUUCAUUCAGGGAGUGUCCAGGGAGUAGAAAGCUGUACCCCUGAUUUAAGUAGGGUUACUAGACCAUCACACGCCAAUACAUGGAUGCUAUUACUCUGCCAUUAACAAGGCUAUUUUAGUUAUGAGGAUGACCAGUUCCUUUUGGGGGUAAAAUGACCCUUUCAGAAAACUGUAAUACUGUAACAAUACUGUAUUGAGAACGGUUUAUAGAAUUUAUUGUUAUUUUCAUGUGAAUCUAUUUUCUGUCCCCAAAUUACUAUUUUGGAAUCUGUAUAUAGUUGUAAUUUGGAUAUACUAAUGCUGCAGAAGCAUGUACUGUUUGAGUAAAGGACACUUUGAAUGAAUAGCCAAAAUACAGCCUAAUAUUAAAGCUCUGGCUAUUAUUCUGCAUCCCAUUGGACUAAUUACUGAUCAUUCACUUGUACCUGUCGUUGCUGUCGGAGGAAAACCUCCUCUCCUAAACAGAAACGUUUAAUUAAAUGGACAUAUUUUCCCAUUAACAAACAUACUUUUAUUUUAUUUUUUAUUUUUUAUUUCACCUUUAUUUAACCAGGUAGGCUAGUUGAGAACAAGUUCUCAUUUACAAUUGCGACCUGGCCAAGAUAAAGCAUAGCAGUGUGAGCAGACAACAAAGAGUUACACACAUACAAUUACAAAACUAUAGAAGCUGUUUUGAAUACAGUUUCUUGGCCCUACAGUCAUUAAGAUAUUCAGAGACGACGUUGUGGGAAGUUACUGCUUUCAAUACAGUCCUAAGUUUGGACACAUCUACUCAUUUAAGGGUUUUUCUUAAUUUUUUACUAUUUUCUGUGUUGUAGAAUAAUAGUGAAGACAUCAAAAC
Messenger RNA from Oncorhynchus kisutch (coho salmon), 3981 nucleotides. RefSeq names its product NEDD4-binding protein 3-A-like. The record is from RefSeq and is a predicted model, not a curated record. Bases 384 to 2354 code for a protein of 656 amino acids. NCBI's taxonomy places the organism in Eukaryota, Metazoa, Chordata, Actinopteri, Salmoniformes, Salmonidae. The transcript is spliced from 10 exons. Gene Ontology annotation, cellular component: cytoplasmic vesicle.